Molecule: messenger RNA, 3096 nt
Organism: Saccostrea echinata
Lineage: Eukaryota; Metazoa; Mollusca; Bivalvia; Ostreida; Ostreidae
Product: nuclear inhibitor of protein phosphatase 1-like
Exons: 7
Coding region: 28-1047 (339 amino acids)
Cellular component (GO): nuclear speck
Molecular function (GO): mRNA binding; protein serine/threonine phosphatase inhibitor activity; protein binding
Source: RefSeq, a predicted model, not a curated record
UUUACAGAUGGCGCUCAUGAGCUGAAAAUGUCCAGCACAGUUGGACCACUUGUGAACAAUUUUGAGGUCCCUUCGUGGGCUGGAAAGCCUCCACCAGGACUACAUUUGGAUUGUAUGAAGGAUGGCAAAAUGAUUCAGAAACUAAUGAUAGAUGAGAAGAAGUGCUACUUUUUUGGGAGGAACAAACAGCUCUGCGACUUCUGCAUCGACCACCAAUCAUGUUCUCGAGUUCAUGCUGCUCUUGUUUGGCACAAACACUUAUCACGACCCUUCAUUGUAGACUUAGGAAGCACUCAUGGUACACAUAUUGGACAUAUUAGACUGGAAAGUAGGAAACCACAACAAGUUCCUAUUGACAGCGAAAUUCAUUUUGGGGCAUCAACUAGAAUCUACAUUAUACGAGAACGACCUCAGGUCAUCACAGGGCAGAUAUCUGAUGACAAGGAGAAACGACGGGAGGACCUAGAAGGGGGACUCCUGGGAUUACCGGAGACGGAAACGGAGCUUGACAAUUUAACUGAAUUCAAUACUGCCCACAACAGACGCAUAUCCUCAAUGGUAGACAUUGGAUCAGACAAAGGACCUAACCCAAUGAAGAGGAAACACAGAAACCACCAUGUCAAUUUUGGGGAGGAAGAUGACAUCAUCAACCCAGAAGACAUAGAUCCCUCAGUAGGACGAUUUAGAAAUAUGAUUCAGACAACAGUUAUCCCUAACAAGCGUCAAAAAAUGGACACCGGUUUAGUUCAAAAUACAACAAUGACAGACAACAUUACAAAGAGAUUACAAAGCUUCUCUUAUCAAACACCAAGUUUGUAUGGUGAUUUGACAUCUGCUCCAAACACUUACAGUAUAGCUGCUAAAAUGGGACUUCAUGUGCCCAAUUUGGCUCCUGACAUUGUACCAGACGAACCAGUGGCACCAGUUGUCACAGCUCAUCCACCAGUGGUGUUUAAUGUGGAAGAGGUCUCAAAAGAACCGAAGAAAAAGAAAUAUGCCAAGGAAAUGUGGCCCGGCAAAAAACCUGUUCACUCACUUCUUGUUUAGCCCCCCCUCCCCCCUCCUUCUGCCGUCGCUGCUUUUGUUUUUUCUAAGAGGUCUAUGUUUUGGAAAGUUCAUUUUUUUCCAUCAUUUUUAGCUGAAUUUUAAUAACCAGUAUCCUUACUAUUAUAUCAGUCUAAAUUUGUCAAAAUAAGGCAGUAGAUUUUAAGCAUAACCAUAAUGCUUAAUAGAACAUGAUUUGUUUUUAAAAUUACUGUAGCUUCUUGAUACAUUACCUGUAGGUGGGCUUUUUGUAUAUUAGAGAAGUGUCUUGAAAGUUUUAUUCACAUUUUGUAUGUUAGUUACAUUGUGGCAAGACAUUGUUGUUAAAAGUUGUGUGUGUUUGCAAAGAAAAAAAAAACAGGUUUAACUUGAUAAAUUUAUGUGCAUCUGGUUAUUCUGCCAGAACAAAAUUCAACUAAGGUUUUAUCAGAAUGUAAUGGUAAUUAAAUAUAAACAUGUAUUACUGUUCACUACCAUCAUAACAAAUUCAAUUUAAGUUUUAUCAGAAAUUAUAUAAACUUGAUUUUCAGCAUCUCGAACAUGGAUAUCUUGAAUACAAUGGAUAUGUUGAAGUCAUUUUGAAGUCCCAACUACUUAUUCCUUAAGUAUUUCACCCUGGAUAUCUCGAAUCCUCUGUUAUCUCGAAGUGUUUUCUCGGUCCCUUCAAGUUUGAGAUAACGAGUUUUGACUGUAUAAAGAUAUUGAUAAUAAUUAUGAUGCUUGGGUGAUGAAUACUACAGGUAUGUACAUGUACCAGGUAUAUAUUUUCUUUUUGUCAUCAUUGAAUGUACAGUCUUGAAACAGUUUACUUCAGCAUUGAAACUUUUUUGGGCACUAUAUUUAAAUUCUUUCAUUAGACAAAAUUUAUUAUGUAAUCUUGCAUGUAAAGAAGAAGGUACGGUUUUGGCUUUAUUGGGCCUAAAAAUUUAAUGUUUUCAAAAAGUUUUGAAAUUGGCAUUAAUAUGAGUUGAGUAUAUGAGUGUUAUAAUUCAUGAAAGAAUAUGGCAAGAAGGAGGACCAUUCUGCAAAUAUGGUGUCAUUAAUGUCGUAUUUUUCUAAGUUUUAAGCAGAAAAGGGCUCAAAAUGACUCAUUUCAGGGGGUAUUUUCCUUGAGAAAAAUAGUGUCCACAGCCGUCGCCCACUUCAAUAUUCUGAUAUGUUGUGUAAAAUUCUUUGAAAAAUCAUAUUUCUCAAAAUCUUUGUGGGCGAUGCAUGUGGUCUAUAUUAUCUGAAAGAAAAUUUCACUGAAAAUUGAUGUCUUCUGCAACUUUGUAAGAAAAUACGGAAAAAUGCACAAGUUUAUGAUGUCACAAUUAGCAUUAGGAAGUCAAAUGAGAAAAACGAUUUGUUUGAUCAUAUUGCAUGGAGUUUCAACAUUUCAGAAAGCAUGAAUUUUAAUUUCUUUCAUCACUUUCAUAUUUUGGAAAAAUACAGGGCCAGAUUUGUAUUGAAACUGUACCUGGUUCUUUACAGCAAAAAGUGAGUUUAUUCUGUGUGUGUUCUGAUUUUUUUUUCUUUAAAGGAUACUGUAGGUUUUAAAACUAGGUUUCCAUACAAAAAUAAUUACUCGACCAAGUAAAAUACUUUCUGAAUCUUUGUUUACAGAGAAAACCUAUUCAAAAAAUUUAUAACAGUUCUUUGAUACAAUAAUAUGAUCCUAUGAAUCAUAAAUUGUCCAACUACUCAUUUCUUAAUGUAUUCAGAUAAAAAUCUAAAUGUGAAAAAUAUACACAUGCAAUUAAAAAAAUGGUGAAAUACGCAGGAAUUUUUUAACUGACAUUCUUAAUGUUAUUUCAGAUGAUCUGCUUGUCUUUUAACACUCUUUUUGGGUAUUUUGUUUGUAAUUCUUCAUGCAGCAAUGUAUAUCAGUUUCAAACAUGUUUAUGGGAAAUAUGGUACAUGAAUGUGAAAAUUCCAUUUGUACAUGUAUGCAUGAGAAAGUGAAAGUUUUGCUAAAACAAAGUCUAGAAAUUGUAAAAUUUUUGUUUGUAAAUUUUCAAAAUGAUAUAAUUAGUCGUAUGUAUUCUGUAAUAAAAUGAUUGGCGUAUUUUU